Messenger RNA from Chinchilla lanigera (long-tailed chinchilla), 1023 nucleotides. It is a transcript of the gene Fam241b, whose product is annotated as chromosome unknown open reading frame, human C10orf35. The transcript is spliced from 4 exons. Gene Ontology annotation, cellular component: intracellular membrane-bounded organelle. The coding region runs from base 128 to 490 and encodes 120 amino acids. Lineage: Eukaryota; Metazoa; Chordata; Mammalia; Rodentia; Chinchillidae. The record is from RefSeq and is a predicted model, not a curated record.
GAGGUCAGGUAGGAGGAGCGGCCGCAGCGGCCGAGGGACGCCGCCGAGCCGAGCCGCGCAGAAGGGAAGUUGAGACGCUGGGAACGCUGGUGCCCUGGACCCCCUGGGACCUGCAGCUCCCGGGAGGAUGGUGCGGAUCUUGGCCAAUGGGGAGAUCGUUCAGGAUGAUGACCCCCGAGUGCGGAGCACUGCCUCGCAGAGGGGGAGCACCGCGCGGCAGGGCUUUCUCAACAGGGGCCAUGGUGUCCCCCCUGGGGGUCCUGGUCCCCGCCAGCAGCAGGCGGGUGCCAGGCUGGGUGCCGCCCAGUCCCCAUUCACUGAUCUCAACCGGCAGCUGGUGAACAUGGGCUUCCCCCAGUGGCAUCUGGGGAACCACGCUGUGGAGCCCGUGACCUCUAUCUUGCUGCUCUUCCUGCUUAUGAUGCUGGGUGUUCGUGGCCUCCUGCUGGUGGGCCUCGUGUACCUAGUGUCCCACCUGAGCCAGCGGUGACGUCCAGGGCCGAUGGGGGCAGUGCCGAAAGGAACUUGCUGGGCCUUGGCGUGAGAGCCGGCACAUGGGGAGGGUGUCUGGCGGGCUUCGAAGGUGUGGUCAGUGAAGGGGUCCUGGGUGCGGGUCUCCCCAUUGUGCAAGCAUGGCGCAGAGGGAGGCUCUAGCUCAGCAUCCCCAGAAGAGGGGGUGGGCACUGUGGUUGUCUGGAGACAUCCUCAGGGGGUAUCGGGCCUCUUUUAAGAGGCACAAACCUGGAGUAAGAAAAAUUCUCCUUCCAGUUCUCUUUAAUCAUUUUGUGCUGAGAAGAGGAUCACCUUGGUGCCGAUGGGUUGUAAAUCCUCCGAACUGAAACUGACUCCGCCUUACCAGGGAGUGGGCCUGGGGCUUGGGGCAGAUGGGAGAAGUUUCCAGACUUUUAUAGCACCGUUUUGUUUUAAUGGUGUAUUUUUAUUGGCUACCUUUUAUUUAUGACAAAGGGUUCUUGUGUUCUAUUUAUUGUGGCAUUUUCAAUAAAUAGAUUUAAGUAAAAAUGA